Messenger RNA from Pleurotus ostreatus (oyster mushroom), 558 nucleotides. RefSeq lists its product as uncharacterized. The transcript is spliced from 4 exons. NCBI's taxonomy places the organism in Eukaryota, Fungi, Basidiomycota, Agaricomycetes, Agaricales, Pleurotaceae. The coding region runs from base 1 to 558 and encodes 185 amino acids. The record is from RefSeq and is a predicted model, not a curated record.
AUGUCCCGCGCCAUGAAGAAAGUGGACCCUCCGCUUAAGAUGGAAAUCGUUGCCAACAGUGUGCGCAACACCACCAUCGCCGUCGAGGACGAUCGAUACUAUUUCGAGGUAGUCACACGCUACUGGCACCCCACCACAACGAAGAUUAAUAGGUUCGACGUGGAGACUCGCCUGCUCACAACUGUGGCAGAGAUUGAAGGCCUCAGGGGGGCUGAUCGCAGAGUUCGUUUCUUGCAGCCGACGGAGAAGGGUCCACAGCUGGGUGACUGGAUAAGUGCAUCUGAGUUUUUGAAGGACGGGAAGUUCGCCACCGACACAGGAACGGAAUAUCUAUGGAAAUCACACAGGCGCAAGCUUCGACUAUUGAAGGACGGCGAGGACGAGAAGGCCCCUGCUGUCCAAUAUCACAGCCACAAACGUUAUUUCUGGGUGCUCCGUAUGUCUCGGCAUGCUUGGUUGGAUGUCAAGCCAGAGCUCACCGACUCGCUGGAGAAAGUCAUCGUGAGCUACCUCCUGGCUGAACGACAGAAGCGGGAUAAAUGGCGCCCUUUCUCUUAA